Molecule: messenger RNA, 1319 nt
Organism: Aspergillus heteromorphus CBS 117.55
Lineage: Eukaryota; Fungi; Ascomycota; Eurotiomycetes; Eurotiales; Aspergillaceae
Exons: 1
Coding region: 240-1004 (254 amino acids)
Source: RefSeq, a predicted model, not a curated record
CAAUCAAUUAUAUCCAAAAUCUCGCCAUGGCUUCCCCAUCAGAUAUCCGGGCGGUCCUGGAAAAGGACUCACACCAUGUAUUUAAGUGUGAGUCUUUUCCCAAAUCUUCCAUAUCAUUUCUCCAUCUAUAUUCUUUUUGCCCAUCUCGACUAUUGGUUACCAAAGGGAGUACUCAUCAUUUGCAGCAAUUACUCUUAAGCUAUAAAUAAUCAUUGGGCGUGGUACCGUACCAUCACAACAUGAACAACCAGUCCCUUCUGCAGUAUCUCUCUAUUGCCCUCCCGACAAUCCCUCUUCAGGGUGUAGCCCCAUCGCGGAAUACAACGAAUCCCCGCUAUGGUGCCGCAGAUAUUACUCAGGUUGUUGAUUGGGCAGAGUUCAGCUAUGCGACGAUCAUCCAACGAUACGGCGGCAUUUUGAAUGCAAAGCAAAUCGCAUCCGACCCCUUCAGAUCUCCUCCUGCUGCCAUCAGGGAUGAACCUCACUUUCAUCUUCGAUUUGCCGAGCUGCUUCUACCCCGCGUCAGGCGCGCACUUCGAGCUGGGUUCGAGGAGCUCGCACCCCGGCUUCAGCAACUCAGCCUUGUGCCUAUCACAUUUGACGGCGGAGGGUCGGCAGCGUUCAUCGACCAGUUUCGACCAGAUACUGCCUUCGUUAUCCUCGGGGGCACCUACGCCGACAGCACGAACCGAGCCCCAGGAGACAUCAAGGUCUCGUGGAAAUGGCGUUCUGACUUCCGGCAUUCGCCGAUCCCCGCCGUCCAAGACCAAUACAAACAGGUCUUGUCGCAGGUGAAAUUCUAUAUGGACCAGCACAACGCGCGACAUGGCUUUGUACUUACCAACACCGAGUUGGUUGCAGUCAAACGUCUCGAUAGAAACGGCCGUCUAGCCGUCUCUGUGGCUAUCCCCUGGACAGCCGGAGGCCAUGGUCAACUCACUGUACUGAUGGGCAUGUGGUAUCUGGGGAUGCUUGCAGCCGAAGAAGGGAACUGGACCCUGUAGUCCAGCUAGACCGCUCGUUUCUCAUUAUAGAUGGUACUAUGGUUUAUUGAUGUAUCAAAUUGGGAGUUACAACCCUAUCGUCAAGUAGUCGAAUAUUUUCGGUCUGCAUUCUCAUAACAAAAAGCCUAUAUCGAUGAAUAAAGAACUGGGGUGUGCUUGUGUCUGUUAGCCUCUCAUCUUCCAUGUUUUGAUCGGUCGGUCACAGGCUGUCUAAUAUCUGUGCAGUCUCAGCAAUUCUCCGAGGACUUUGGAGGUGAUCGCAGGACUUCCUCGAUCAGGCUGGUCCAGUUCAUAGUACUUCGUCCGCGAUGCGAU